This is a messenger RNA of Glossina fuscipes, 891 nucleotides long. RefSeq names its product protein YIPF6. NCBI's taxonomy places the organism in Eukaryota, Metazoa, Arthropoda, Insecta, Diptera, Glossinidae. Gene Ontology annotation, biological process: endoplasmic reticulum to Golgi vesicle-mediated transport. Gene Ontology annotation, cellular component: membrane; trans-Golgi network. The coding region runs from base 108 to 773 and encodes 221 amino acids. The transcript has 6 exons. The record is from RefSeq and is a predicted model, not a curated record.
UGUAAACAAAGAAGAAGAAAUAUUAUCAUGCGUAGACAAGGAAGACAAGUCAUCAGAUGUUAAAAACUUCAAAUAUAUUUCAAAGAAAAUAAACAAAUUACCAGAGUAUGGAUACUAAAUUGGAGAUGAUGGACGAUUACUCGUCGCAGAGCCUGGAAGGUGAUAUGUCAAUACCAGCAGGGACAAGCAGAACAAAAGCAACGAUAGGCUCGCCAGACUUUAAUACGUUGGAUGAACCUAUUAAAGAAACUAUAUUACGUGAUAUACGAGCAGUCGGUAUAAAAUUUUCUCAUGUUUUGUAUCCCAAAGAAAAAUCGACUUUACUUAAAGACUGGGAUCUUUGGGGUCCCUUGGUGUUGUGUACUCUUAUGGCAACAAUGCUGCAGGGUUCUUCAGAUCGUGAGUAUGACGGAGGGCCGGAAUUCGCACAGGUCUUUGUAAUAGUAUGGAUAGGUGCUGCAGUGGUUACAUUAAAUUCUAAAUUACUAGGCGGAAAAAUUUCUUUCUUUCAAUCUGUGUGCGUAUUAGGUUAUUGUCUGACGCCGGUAGCUUUAGCUUUGAUUACAUGUCGCCUUUUACUCUUAUCACAGCAAACAAACCUUUUAUUCGUUUUGCGUUUAAUAACAACAACAAUAGGUUUUUCUUGGGCCACUUACGCCUCCUUCAUAUUCUUAGGGGAAAGUCAACCACCCAAUCGUAAGCCAUUAGCCGUUUAUCCCAUGUUUUUGUUUUUCUUUAUAAUUUCUUGGUUGGUCAUUUCACACAAUCAAUAAUAGCGCAAAUCGUGUUUUUUAAUUAAAUAAAAAAAAAAGCAAAUCAAAGUAUACUUUGAGCAUGUCCAGUGUAUCUAAUUAGAGUAAAUAAAAAUAUACAAUUAAAAAAAAAGAAAAC